ACCCUGAAGGCGCCAUAACCUUUUACCCGCAAUAUUUCCGACAGUCACGCGGUCAGGUUAACGGAACGUGACUGACCCCAUGGACUGACACUUUGGACUGACCGUAUGGACAGACACUAUGGACUGACCGCUCGCUGCUCGGUGGGCCGCUGCCGCCGUUCACGGGAUCCGUUAACCGGUUACAGGAAUCGCUAACCGCUAACAGCUAACCGCUAACAGCUAAUCGCUAACCGCUAACAGCUAAUCGCUAACAGCUAACAGCUAACCGCUAACCGCUAACAGGACAUGGAGGAGUUCCUGUCGAGCUGCCGCCGAGCCGCCGUGCAGGUGAACCCGGAGCAGCCUGGUCCACAAUUCCACGUGGUUCUGGGGAACGAGGCCUGCGAUGUGGACUCCAUGGUGUCCGCCCUGGUCUACGCCUACUUCCUGUCCAAGACUGUGCACAGUGAGAUGUUCGCCCUCCCUCUGAUGAACAUCCGUCAGUCGGAGCUGCUGCUGCGUUCAGACAACGUCUUCCUGCUGCGACAGAGCGGCUUGUCUCCAGACCUGCUGCUGUUCAGGGACCAGCUGGAUCUACGAGCGCUGCACCGCCACGGUCGUCUGCAGCUGACGCUGGUCGACCACAACGUCCUGCCCAGUGCAGACAGUGUCCUGGAGGGGGCUGUGGUGGAGGUGAUCGACCAUCACAUGUUGGAGAGAGAGCCUUCACCCUCCUGUCCUGUUACCGUGGAGACAGUGGGAUCCUGCGCUACCUUGGUAACUGAAUGCAUCGUCCACAAAGCUCCACAGAUCCUGGACCAGCAGCUCGCCCAGCUGCUCUACGCGGCGGUGGUGUUGGACUGUGUCAACAUGGCUCCUGCUGCAGGGAAAGUGACUCCCAAAGACAGUCAGUACGCCGCCAUGUUGGAGAGCAGUUUCCCCUCGCUGCCCCCAAGGGGCACUCUGUUCCAGAUGCUGCAGAAUGCCAAGUUCGACGUGUCAGGUCUGAACACUGAACAGAUGUUGUUGAAGGACAUGAAAGCUGUUUCAGGAAGUUUGAACGUUGCUGUUUCUGUUCUUUACAUCACACUGGAGGAGUUCCUGCAGAGGGCGGAGUUAGAGGCGGAGCUCUCAGGUUUCUGUCAGAGGUUUGGAUUUGAUUUGCUGCUGCUUAUGACCAUCUUCUUCACUGAGAGCAAAGAGCCAAUCAGAGAGCUUGCUGUGUUCAGCCACAGCACCACCUGCAGGGAACAGGUGAGCCAACACCUGGAACAGGCCCGUAGCCCCGCCCUCAACCUCCAUCCAAUCAGCAACCCCCAUCCUCACAUUGCAGCCUAUCAACAAGGAAACACGUUGGCGUCUCGUAAAAAGCUCCUCCCCCUUGUCAAAGACUUCCUGAAGGACGCAGACGGUCUCCUGGGAGACGGGGAGGAGGCGGAGUCUGGGGUCCCUCCCACGCCGAUGAACAGUCUGGUGGAGGGCUGUCCCCUGAACGACGGCCUGCCGUACAUCAGCGCCCAGGACCUGGUAGAGAAGGUCAUCAAGAUGGUCGACAGAGGAGGGAACUGACCUCUGACCUCUGUCCUGUCAGACGGACAGAACCUCAGAUGAGUUUGUUUAUGAUUCGAUCUGAACAGAACCGGUGUGAAACACAGGAUGACCUUUGACCUGCUGCAGAAACAUCAUUAUUUAAUUAAUCAAUUAAUCAAUCGCCAGCAACUUUGAUCAUCAUUUAAUCAUCAAAAUCACAUUUCAAGCCAAAUGUUGAAACGCGUCUGGUUCCAUAUCCUCACGUCUGAAUGUGACAGUGAAGGCAGCGUCAGAGUCAUUUAUUAUUGAUUCACGAGCAGAUGUAUUGAUGAUGACAGUGAUCCCUGCAGCUUCCCAGUGAAACCACUCUGACGGUUGCUAACCAGCUAGCCCCGGCCCGUGUGCUCAGGUGUUCUAGCCUUCUGUCGUUGUUGAGACGUCACCUGCUCGAAACAAACUGUCUCUGGACAAGUUGGAAGACGGAGGAUGACGAGAGUUGGACAAAGUUGAAGCAAAUGAAAAAUCAAGAUGUGGACCCAGUCGACACGUCGCGUCAACAUGAGACAUUUGGGAGCGUGGAAACUUCCGCUCUCAGCAGCAGUGACCUGUGAUGUCACGUUCCCCUCUCUGCUGCCCCCCUCUGGCCCUCAGCAGAGUGAGCGCUCGUCGCCGCUGCUCUCUGGUGCAACAUCGUCCCGUCUGCUGCUGUGGACAAGAAGAGUCUGAGACACUUAGACGUCCUAUAGUUCAGCUCCGUCUUUAGCAGAAUUAGCUGCGUGAGCUGGUCACGUUUACUGUGAGGUCCAUAAAGUUUAGUUUGAUCGUCAGUGAUUCUGAUAAAACUGUCUGUCCACUGUCUGGAUCUGAAUAAAGAUUAUACAAACCA
Molecule: messenger RNA, 2395 nt
Organism: Scophthalmus maximus (turbot)
Lineage: Eukaryota; Metazoa; Chordata; Actinopteri; Pleuronectiformes; Scophthalmidae
Gene: prune1
Product: prune exopolyphosphatase
Exons: 9
Coding region: 286-1548 (420 amino acids)
Cellular component (GO): cytoplasm
Molecular function (GO): exopolyphosphatase activity
Source: RefSeq, a predicted model, not a curated record